UAUUCAUAACCCCCAAUGCUUAAUGUAUAAAUUUAUGACACAUUAUUGUGUUUUCUCAGAUUCAUUUCAUUAUUUGAUUGAUCAGAUUGUAUGUCAUCUUCAUAAAGUUAUAAUCCGUCUUGGAAACAUGGAUAGCUGAGCAGGAUCUUGUGUUGGCAUUGUGCAAUGCAGGAACGCAAGAGAAGUUAUGCAUAUAGAGUUUAUGCAGGAUAAUUAUGUCUUCCUGAUACUUUCUACCAAAACGCAAUGACUAUUACUGAAGAAAAAAUUACAGCAAUCAUGAUGAUGUCAAUAUUCAGUUCUUUUGAUGCUCUCUCUGCUGAGAUGUUUGGCCAAAAGGUGAACCGCUCUUGGGCACCGGCCAGUACUGAGAAGAAAGAACAAGAACAAGGGCUUUUGCCUCUUGUAUCCGAUCGCAAGAACGAGGCUUCUCCGCCGUCAACUUCUUCAACCGGUGGACUGAAGAAGGGCGAAGAGGCGACGGCGCGGUCAUCUUCGCGACCACAGCAGCAAAAGAGGCCGAGGUUUGCACUGGAAUUGGACGGCGUCCACUGUUUCGAAACCAUCCUUCCCUAUUGAUAUUCUUACAAUAAUUCCAAAAUUGAAAUUCUUUUUUUUUUUUGGGUUAAAAUUGAAAUUCUUUAUUCUUGUCUGGUUGUAAUUAACCAUGGGCAUGUAACCGUAAACUCCGUUGAUACAAUUUA
Messenger RNA from Nicotiana tabacum (common tobacco), 704 nucleotides. NCBI's taxonomy places the organism in Eukaryota, Viridiplantae, Streptophyta, Magnoliopsida, Solanales, Solanaceae. The record is from RefSeq and is a predicted model, not a curated record.